AUUUGAAUUUGAAUUAAAUUUAGUGGCCGAGACUUAGUAUUCGAAAUCACAAUCUGACAACUGGAAAUAUAGUAAAUGUAAUCUGUUAUAAGAUACAAUAACAAUGACGAAGCCACUUCAAGUCAAUAAAAAUCGCUGCAUUAUUGGCAACUAUGGACUAAUGAGAAAGAUUUCUGUAUUGAGAAUUGCUGAGCAAAUCCAUAGUCAAAGGAAAAAUUCAGUGGUAAACACGCCUAUCAAAGAUUUAUACGAGUUCCAUGAUUUCAAUAUCGACUGCGAAACCAUUCCUCAAAAUAAUUUCAAUAUUGAUUAUGAAUGUGAAAUAACCCCAAGGAUGAACAUGGAAUUUCCGCUGUGGACUAAUUUAUCCACCGAAAUAAAGAAGACUCCAUUCAAAAAAAGAUCAUUGCGUAAACUCCUGGACAAUGAAUGUGUCAAUCAAAUUUCCCCGCAGCAGUUGAAAGAUCGAUUAAGCUCUCCACACGCAAUCAAGCCAGAGAAUCGAGGCAGAAUAAUUAAGGCAAAGGAACUAUGCGAUCCAUCCUAUAAAAUUCGAGAGAAGUUAAACGCCAAAUUAAUUCUCCGUAACAACAAUCGUCCCAAAAAGAAACAACAUGAAUGUAGUCCAUCAUUCAUCUCCAAUCUUCAGAUUGUGCCCAUUGAAGAUCUGUUGCCACAGUUGGCUCUUUGUCUGCCACAUCCACGAUUUGUGAAACGCAUUGAAUUCGAUUCGCGUCUUUUUGAAAUCAACUUUAUGGCAAACUCAACUCAGAAACUUCGACGAUUCCAACAGAUAUUGCAUUCAUUUUAUUUCGUUGUUUUCAUUGGUUUCACAUACAUCAUUCUUGCCACAACCAGCGAGAUAAUUCAGUACGUUGACAACCGGUUGCGAUCCGUCACAUCGUAUUUCUUUUCCCUACCAUAAGCCAAUGUUCUCAUAUAGUUUGAUAGAUGACACUUUAUCUCUUACACAAAUCUUUACAAUUAGUAAUACCAUUAAAAUAAAUAAA
This is a messenger RNA of Drosophila sulfurigaster albostrigata, 1010 nucleotides long. RefSeq lists its product as uncharacterized. NCBI's taxonomy places the organism in Eukaryota, Metazoa, Arthropoda, Insecta, Diptera, Drosophilidae. The coding region runs from base 104 to 925 and encodes 273 amino acids. The transcript has 2 exons. The record is from RefSeq and is a predicted model, not a curated record.